Molecule: messenger RNA, 2304 nt
Organism: Pieris macdunnoughi
Lineage: Eukaryota; Metazoa; Arthropoda; Insecta; Lepidoptera; Pieridae
Source: the annotation of a GenBank genome assembly
AUGAAAAAACUUUCUGCCUCCCAGAUUUUGUUGAGUGUAAUUUUCUGUCCAUUGUUUGUGAUUACACAUGAAGAGGUAUUGGGAGGGCAUUAUGGGAUCCCCAAACAAGAGCACAAACACACAAUAGAACCGCCUUGCGCAGUUUGUCCCAGAAGAGGCGUUUGCGUCCCAAAAAUCCAAUGUCCCGCGCACAUACUUCCCGGAGCAUACAAUCCUCGGUGUCAUAUAGAUAAACAGCACAUUGGCAUAUGUUGUUUCACUGGAUAUAGUCAUGCAGCUGAGAUGGAAAUAAUACCCGAAAUCAGUAAGGAAGACAUUAAAGCUGUUCACAACAUCUCCAAACAGAGACUUGAUAGCUGGAUUAAGAGAGCAGAGCUUCUAGCAAAAAGCAAUAUUGAGAUAAACCAGGAAUCUAUUCAUCAUCACGUGGCAACAAACAAAGAGAUUAAUGAACUGGGACACGGUGGGCUGAUGAAUGUCUUCGCUGCGCAGGAAUUGCGAACGCGUCUGGCUAUAACGGAGUCAGACCUUGCGUUGGCAUUCACAGGGAAUAUAGACGGUCCAUUUUGUCCACUGCCACCGACCUGUCCAGCUGUGGCAAGUAAAUACAGGAGGAUUGAUGGCAAUUGUAACAACAAACAGCAGCCAAGUUGGGGAGCAGCACAGACUGGCUACGAGAGAAUAUUACCACCUGAUUAUAGAGAUGGUGUUUGGGCAUUUCGUCUGUCUAUCACCGGUUCACCAUUGCCCAGCGCUAGAGAUGUCAGCUCCACUCUUCUUGUUGACGGAAGUCAUCCCAGCCGGUCACACAAUUUGUUGUUUAUGCAGUUCGGACAAUUUCUUGCUUAUGACGUGAGCGCUGGAGUACUUUUUUCUACGGCAAAUGGCACCGCUCUCUCGUGCUGCUUAGCUGACGGUACCCACCUCCCGAUCGAACACCAACACUGGGCAUGCGAAGGUAUCGACGUGAGCCCUAAAGACACUUUCUACGGACAAUUUAACAAGCGUUGUAUGAACUUUGUGCGAACUCAACUUGCGCCGUCAGCCGAUUGUUCGGUUGGAUAUGCUAAGCAGAUGAAUGGUGCAACCCAUUACAUAGAUUUAUCUCCGCUGUACGGAAGUUCAUUAAAGAAGCUACAAGAGUUGAAGGUUGCAGGGGGUCGGCUCAAAUCAUUCCACGAUUUUGGAAGAACAUUACCACCUCUCACUAAUAGAAAAGAGUGUUUAAUUGAAAAGCAUGGAGCUGCUUGUUUUGAUUCAGGUGAUAACCGAGGAAAUCAAAUAAUUUCUCUAACGGUGAUGCAUACCUUAUUCCUUCGCGAACAUAAUAGAAUAGCUCGAGCCCUCUCUCUUAUAAACUCCGAAUGGGAUGAUGAGCGGGUCUUCAACGAAGCCAGAAGAAUAGUGCAAGCUGAAUUCCAGAAUAUUGUCUAUAACGAAUGGUUGCCGUUACUCUUAGGCCCGAAAAUCAUGAGGUUAUUCAAAAUGUCAUCGCCAAAGGGUUACUCCUCAGGAUAUAAUCCAACUGUCAACCCUUCAACAACAGCAGAGUUUGCUGCUGCAGCCAUGAGAUUUGGGCACUCUACUGUAGAUGGUAAUAUAAUGAUCCCUCAAUCCAGUGAUGUGGUAGAAACACUACCAAUAUCAGAAGUAAUGUACCAGCCUUCACGGAUGAGAUUUAAGCCUUUUUUGGAUAGAAUUCUGAUCGGGAUGUCCUGGCAGCCGAUGCAAAAUGUCGAUCCUUUAAUUAGCAACUCACUCUCUAAAUACCUAUUCCAUGGUGGACAUCCCUACGGUCUGGACCUGGCUGCCAUCAACAUACAACGGGGAAGAGACUACGGGCUGCGUUCCUACAAUGAUUACAGAAAAUUGAUUGGAUUGGAACCAUUGGGAUUUACUCAAUAUUCACUUAAUGUAGCAAAACGCUUGGCGUUAGUGUAUCAUUCGCCAAAAGACAUAGAUCUUUGGAUUGGUGGUCUUCUGGAGAAGCCAAUCGAUGGCGGUUUGGUAGGGCCAACGUUUGCCCAAAUAUUAGCCGAUCAAUUUACAAGAUUUAAAAGGGGGGACCGGUAUUUUUUCGAUUACGGCCCAGAUGUUAAUCCUGGAGCUUUCAAAAUCGGUCAAUUACUGGAAAUUAAGAAGGUCACAUUUGCAAGAAUAAUUUGUGACAACAGUGAUCAUAUUGAACUAGAAAAUCAAGCGCCUGAUGCAUUUUUGAGAGCAGAUUUGCCUGGAAAUGAGCCAGUACCGUGUGAUAGUCCUCAGAUACCAGCAAUAGACUUAAGAAUAUUUAAAGAUAUAUAA